AUGACGCCGACUAAAUGGCCCCGCCAGCCCGACAGAGCGGCCCGUCUACGAACAAGUCAACGCAAACACAAAGAAAAAGUAAAGCACCGCAUCAUCGAUCUGGAAUCUAGGCUGUUUACUACAGAAUGCAAGUUGGAACGAGCAUUAGCCGCUAUUGCGACGUUAUCAGAUGACCUUUUUGCUGUUCUGCAGCCAAAUACCCUUCGCACAGGGCACAGGCCCUUGAGUACAGCAAGGGUGAAUUCAGAACCAACUCACGGGGUUGUUCAGAAAUGCACACUACCGUGGGAGAAUGACGCGAAGCCAGAGGACUUCUCUUGGAGUUCUGCGCUUUUACAAGGCGGGAAGACGACACAAUCAUCUCUACAGGCAUCUGAAGGUGGAACACCAGAUCGAUCUUCCUCGAAUGACACAUGUGACAGCUCGACGUCACGGCAGUCAGAUACACCGGCUUCGACAAGUUUUUCAGAAGACCUUGCGCAUGAGUCGUAUGAUGCGCUGGAUCUUACUGCCAUGAGGGAUUGGAUCGAACCGAGGUUUAAGAAGCCGUUUGGGAAGGAUGCUGAUCGAAUACAGCCGUCAUCUUUGUUUGCGCUGAUGGAUUUUAUUAGUAGUUAG
Molecule: messenger RNA, 618 nt
Organism: Pochonia chlamydosporia 170
Lineage: Eukaryota; Fungi; Ascomycota; Sordariomycetes; Hypocreales; Clavicipitaceae
Exons: 1
Coding region: 1-618 (205 amino acids)
Source: RefSeq, a predicted model, not a curated record